AUGCGAGGACUGGAGCCAGCGAGCUCCCAACAACACGCUCCCAUCCACCUCAACGGAUCAGCGCCGCCGCGGCAGGACGUGCUCAAUGGGCAUGCCGCCGGCGCCGCCGUAGCCGAGCCCGUGCUGCAGUUUCACUACCGAACAUCGUGGCAGCAGCCCACGCUGCACCGCUCCAUCAACGGCGGCGAGUGGCAGGGCGUGCCCAUGCGUCAGGUGGUGUCUGGCGGCGGCUGGUGGGAGGCGGCAGACCUGAAGCUGGCCGCCGCCGCCGCCAGCGGCAACGGCAGCGGCGCGGGCAGCGCCGCGCCGCCGCUGCUGGAGUUUGUCGUCACCGACGGGCGGGACGCCUGGGACAAGGCGGCAGACGGCAGCAACUAUGCCAUCGCGGCGCCCGGGCGGUGGAGCCUGCGCGACGGCCAGCUGGCGGAGGCCUCCCUGCCCGCGGUGCUGGUGUGCAGCGACCUGGACGACACAAUGAUCGGGGACGACGCCGCCACGGCGGCGUUCAGCAGCUGGUGGCACGAGGAGGCGGUGCCCGCGGGCGGGCGCCUGGUGUAUAACACGGGCCGCGCGCUGGACCUGUUUGAGCGGCUGCUGGCGGAGAAGGGGCACUGCAUGGCGGAGCCAGACAUGCUCAUCUCAUCCAUCGGCACCCGCAUCUACGUCAAGCAAGGGGGCCGGUGGGUCGAGGACGAGGGGUACACGGCCACGCUGGGCGAGGGGUGGCAGCUGGAGGGGGUGCGGGAGGCGUGCUACCGCGCGCUGGCGCAGGUCGGCAAGGACGCCAUGCACUUCAGGCCUCCGUCUGAGAUGUCUGAGCAUAAGGUCACCUGCGGCGUGCGGCUGGAUGUGCUGGACAGCGUGCUGGGCGGCAUCAAGCGGGACCUGGGCGAGGGCGGCGUGCAGCACCGCGUGGUGGUCAGCGGCAGCGGCGACUGGCGGUUUGUGGACCUGGUGCCGCGCGAGGCGGGCAAGCUGCAGGCGCUGGAGUAUGCGCGGCGCACGCUGGGUUUUGCGCCCGACCAGACCGUGGCCUGCGGCGACUCCGGCAACGACAUCGACAUGCUGGAGGGGCGGCACCGCUCCAUCGUGGUGGGCAACGCGCACCCCGUGCUGCUGGAGUGGGCCGAGGCGCGGCAGCGCGGCCUGGCCGCGGGCACGCCCGGCGGCCAGCUGCUGGUGGCGGGCGGCCACCGCGCGCACGGCAUCCUGGAGGGCCUGCAGGCCUUUGGCUUCUGCCUCAGUUGA
Molecule: messenger RNA, 1248 nt
Organism: Chlorella variabilis
Lineage: Eukaryota; Viridiplantae; Chlorophyta; Trebouxiophyceae; Chlorellales; Chlorellaceae
Exons: 6
Coding region: 1-1248 (415 amino acids)
Source: RefSeq, a predicted model, not a curated record